Molecule: messenger RNA, 1224 nt
Organism: Anisakis simplex (herring worm)
Lineage: Eukaryota; Metazoa; Nematoda; Chromadorea; Rhabditida; Anisakidae
Source: the annotation of a GenBank genome assembly
AUGGGGCAGCAGCAGUCUGGAUUUUCGGGUAAAAGAGGAGAUGAGCGCGGUGGGGGUGAUGCAGAUAAGGAAAAGAAACGUAAGUACGAGGCGCCAAUUCCAACUCGUAUAGGCAAACGGAAGAAAGGUGGUAAAGGACCUGACGCAGCCACCAAACUUCCGACUGUAACACCACAUGCACGUUGUCGAUUGAAAUUGCUGAAGUUGGAACGCAUAAAGGAUUAUCUGUUGAUGGAACAAGAAUUUAUUCAAAACCAAGAAAGGCUUAAACCACAGGAAGAAAGACAAGAGGAAGAACGAGCCAAAGUGAACGAUCUCAGAGGAACACCGAUGGCUGUUGGCAGUUUGGAAGAGAUCAUUGACGAUCAACAUGCCAUCGUUUCAACGAACGUUGGAAGUGAGCACUACGUGUCGAUACUAUCAUUUGUUGAUAAAGAGCAACUAGAACCGGGGUGUGCAGUUCUACUGAAUCAUAAGACGCAUGCAGUUAUUGGUGUGCUGGCCGACGACACUGACCCCAUGGUGUCUGUGAUGAAACUCGAGAAAGCACCUCAGGAAACGUAUGCAGAUGUUGGUGGGUUAGAUCAACAAAUCCAAGAAAUAAAAGAGUCGGUUGAGCUACCGUUGACUCAUCCUGAAUAUUACGAAGAGAUGGGUAUCAAACCACCAAAAGGUGUAAUCUUGUACGGAUCACCGGGCACUGGUAAGACGUUACUGGCUAAAGCAGUUGCGAACCAAACUUCAGCAACAUUUUUACGUGUGGUUGGGUCUGAAUUGAUUCAGAAGUAUUUGGGAGAUGGACCGAAAAUGGUUAGGGAAUUGUUCAGAGUUGCUGAGGAGCAUGCUCCGUCAAUAGUAUUCAUUGACGAGAUCGAUGCAGUUGGUACGAAACGUUACGAUUCAAAUUCGGGUGACCCGGCACUGAUUCGUCCAGGUAGAAUCGAUCGUAAGAUCGAGUUCCCUCUACCCGACGAGAAGACGAAGCGUCGAAUAUUCCAGAUCCAUACGUCCAGAAUGACACUGGCUGAUGACGUGAAUCUCGAUGAAUUCAUCACGGCGAAGGAUGACUUGUCGGGUGCUGACAUUAAGGCGAUGUGUACCGAGGCAGGACUGUUGGCGCUACGCGAACGUCGAAUGCGUGUCACAAUGGAAGACUUCAAGAAGUCGAAGGAGAAUGUGCUCUAUCGCAAGAAAGAGGGUGCUCCGGAGGCUUUGUAUCUCUGA